AUGAACGCCCAACCCCGCUCGGGCUUGGCCCUAGCUGCCCGCUACGUCGUGCCCUUCGGCCUCCUUUUGAUUCCGCUAUGGAUGACCCAAGUCAACUCCGUCGUCCCCGAACCAUAUCUCGACGAAGCUUUCCACAUCCCCCAAGCGCAAGCAUAUUGGGCGCACAAAUGGACACAAUGGGACCCCGCCAUCACGACUCCUCCCGGGCUAUACAUCUUCUCUUACACAGUUUGCGCUCUUAUCCUCUUUCUCCGAGGCUCCCCCACUGAGCUUGACCCUCCAGCACUCCGCGCAACCAAUGCCGUCGCUGCGGCCGUUCUCCUCCCAUUGCGCCUCCAGACUGUAUUGGACACCGUGCGGAAGCAGAAGAAUACUCGUCCCUCGGGCGCUUGGCUGAGCCAUACGGUUCUGAACAUCUGUCUCUUCCCGCCGUUGUUCUUCUUCUCGGGAUUGUACUACACGGAUAUCCUGGCGCUACUGGUUGUAAUCGAAGCGUACAACUGGGAUUUGAAUCGUUCACUGCGGCCGCGUCGGUCGGUACUUGAGACACUCGUGUUUGUAGGGUUUGGAGUCGCCGCGCUGGCUUUCAGACAGACCAAUAUCUUCUGGGUGUCUGUCUUCUUUGGCGGGUUGCAGGUUGUUCGGAGGCUGCGGAGGGCUACGAGAACCUGUAGCUCGGCUGCGCUAGCUGAUAUUUUUCAGGCUGGCUUGAAGAAUGAGCUCUAUGAUCCCCUAGUUUUAGACGCUUCGCUUGCAGACUACUUCAAGACCACCGUUUCGCUGUGCUCUGUUGCUCUGAACAACUUCGGUUCUGUGGUUUCAUGCCUGGUGCCGUACCUGCUCAUCCUGGCUGCGUUUGGCGGCUUUGUGCUGUGGAAUGGCAGUGUCGUCUUAGGACACAAGGAGUUUCACACUGCCAGUCUGCAUCUAGCGCAGAUGCUGUACUUAUGGCCGUACUUCCUUUUCUUCUCCUGGCCUCUCCUUCUCGCCCCGCUGGCCAACAUUCUCCUCCCGACGUUUAUGCUGCCGAAAUUCCUCAAUCAAGGCUUCCCAGCCUCCAGGAGACGACUUCCAAGCAUUCUCACGGUUAUCAUUGUCCUGCCUGUCAUGCUGGCAGUGAUACAUUUCAACACUAUUGUCCAUCCAUUUACCCUGGCUGAUAAUCGGCAUUACGUCUUUUACGUCUUCCGGAUCCUUAUGCGCUCUCAUCCUUAUACAAGGUAUGCGGCUACGAGCGUCUACUUCAUCGGUGCAUGGAUGGUCAUUUCCGCCAUGGGAUACUCGCCUUUCACGGCUCCACCCAAAGUCGCUUCAGUGGUCAAGCCGGAACCUCCAUCAGAGCCAUCGCAAGAUUCAACCGAGAAAAAGCAGCAAAAAUCGAAUCGCAAGCAAAAGGUAUCCAAGAAGGCCGCCCCAGCGGAACCCGCCGACCCUAUCUCUCCAGAAGCCUGGGCUGAGCUCCAGGAGCACAUCAUGCGACGGCAAAGAGCGCAGCACGAGACUUCUCGUGUAAGCUUCGUUCUUGUCUGGCUAGCUGCGACUACGCUGUCUCUCAUCACAGCGCCUCUGGUGGAGCCACGGUACCUUAUCAUCCCCUGGGUGAUGUGGAGGCUCCAUCUGCCGGUCUCUCCUACGCCGGUAGUUUAUCGCAAGGGUGUGGAGAACAAGGACGACCUUAAGGCCCGACUUGCGAUUAACUUUCCGUUGUUCUUGGAAACGGCUUGGUUUUUGCUUCUCAAUGUCCUGACUGGAGCUCUUUUCCUUCAUGGAGGUUUUGAGUGGCCGCAGGAACCUGGCAAGAUUCAGCGCUUCCUCUGGUAA
This is a messenger RNA of Aspergillus calidoustus, 1821 nucleotides long. Lineage: Eukaryota; Fungi; Ascomycota; Eurotiomycetes; Eurotiales; Aspergillaceae. The record is from the annotation of a GenBank genome assembly.